This is a messenger RNA of Zingiber officinale, 1098 nucleotides long. RefSeq names its product polygalacturonase ADPG1-like. The record is from RefSeq and is a predicted model, not a curated record. Lineage: Eukaryota; Viridiplantae; Streptophyta; Magnoliopsida; Zingiberales; Zingiberaceae. Gene Ontology annotation, biological process: carbohydrate metabolic process. Gene Ontology annotation, molecular function: polygalacturonase activity. The coding region runs from base 1 to 1098 and encodes 365 amino acids. The transcript is spliced from 7 exons.
AUGGCGAUUCUCUUCCUUCUUCCUCCCAUCGCUUUGCCUGCUACCUUCGACGUGAUCAACUACGGUGCCAUUGGAGACGGCAAAACAGACGAUUCUCAGGCAUUUUUACGAGCAUGGGCGGCGGUCUGCAAAGAUGCAUCAGCGACGCCCUCUGUUCUAAACAUCGGAUUCAAAACUUUCUUGAUCAAUGCUGUUCUUAACUUCAUGGGCCCAUGCAAGCCUUCCUCCAUCACUGUCCAGAUAACUGGAGUUAUAGUAGCCCCGGGAACAGGAAUCAUAGAUGGUAAAGGUCAAGCUUGGUGGGACAAGUGCCGAAGUGGUUGCAUUCUUGGCCCCGCCCAAGUUUUGAUGAACGGAUGUAAUAAUUUGGUGGUGAAGGGUUUGAAGCUGGUGAACAGCCAACGAUCGCAUUUGGCCAUCACCAACUGCAACGAUGUUCUGUUGUCUCAACUAACCAUCACUUCGCCGGGGGAUAGCCCCAACACUGACGGCAUCGACGUCUCCAACUCUCGUCGAAUCCGGAUCGAAUGGUCAACCAUCGCCACAGGCGAUGACUGCAUCGCCAUCAACCGGGGCACCUACCAAAUCAACAUCACCGGGAUUGCUUGCGGCCCCGGCCAUGGCAUAAGCAUAGGGAGCUUAGGAAAGGAUAAAAGCUCGUCUGAGGAAGUGACGGAUGUGAUCGUGAAGCAGUGCAAUUUUACGAGAACCACGAACGGCGUACGAAUCAAGACAUGGCAGGGCGGAGUGGGUUUUGCAAGUAGAAUCAUAUUCGAAGACAUCAACUUCAUUUCUACCCGAAAUCCUAUCAUCAUCGAUCAAACUUACUGUGACAAGCCUUAUGGAUACUGCAAGAACGUGCCAGGUGCAGUGAAAGUGACAGGAGUGACGUACCAGCGGAUGCAUGGCACAUCGCCAGAUCCGGUGGCUGUGACAUUGACCUGCAGCCCUUUGGCUCCUUGCUCCGGCAUUGUUAUGAAGGAAGUGAUGAUUAGGAGAGAUGACGGUGGCGCCACCUCCUCCUUUUGUAGCAACGCCUUGGGAUCCAUCGGCAAAGAAUGCCAGCCUAAAGUCAAUUGCCUGACAACCACCUCCUAA